This is a messenger RNA of Colletotrichum truncatum, 921 nucleotides long. Its product is annotated as methyltransferase-like protein. Gene Ontology annotation, molecular function: oxidoreductase activity. NCBI's taxonomy places the organism in Eukaryota, Fungi, Ascomycota, Sordariomycetes, Glomerellales, Glomerellaceae. The record is from RefSeq and is a predicted model, not a curated record.
AUGGCCGCUGUAGCUAUUCAACCCUCAAUCUCUGCUGUAGGCUUAGGGCCGACAAAAGCCGCUCAAGUCCAGGCAGUUCAAAGUCUCACUUUGCAGAAUACUGCAAAAAAAGACGUUUAUGCGGAUCUACACUAUUACAAGGAGAAUGAAGACGGUUCCCCUCCCCACCCGACAUACAUUGACCGGCCAGAAACGUAUGACCGACCCUUCGAGACGCACAACGUGAAGAUCCAAGACGUGACUGGGGAAGAAGAUAAAUUCUCGCUUGACCAGAACGGCUUUCAGAUUUAUCGUCAUCAAUCUUCGGAAAGAGAUUUUCUUGACGAAUCAUCAAUCAAGUCGGGCUAUUACUUGGAAACAGAAGAAUUGUUGAAAAAAGUUACCGGUGCUAGCCGUGUCUUUAUCUUUGAUCACACCAUUCGACGUCAACUGCCCAGCCUUUCAACUCAAAAUCGAAAUCUCCGCGGUCCGGUUCAGAGGGUUCACAUUGACCAAUCGUACAAAGCUGCCCUUUCACGUGUUCCUCAUCACCUGCCAGAGGAUGCCGAUGUGCUGCUGAAGGGACGCGUGCAGAUCAUCAAUGUCUGGCGUCCCAUUAAGACUGUUCAACGAGACCCACUCGCCAUUGCGGAUGCAGGUUCCGUUUCCGACUCAGAUUUGAUUGUGACUGAGCUGAUUUACCCGGACCGACGUGGGGAAACGUACCAGGUCAGGCACAAAGAGGAUCACCAAUGGUAUUACAAGGCUGGUCUUACGCCUGAGGAGGUUAUUCUUAUCAAAUGCUUCGAUAGCAAGACAGAUGGGCGAGCGCGCAGGGUUCCACACUCUGCGUUUGUUGAUCCAACUGCCAGCAAAGACUCCCCACCGAGGGAGAGCAUCGAAGUCCGAGCCCUUGUAUUCCACCCUGAGGAUCAUGAGUAG